UUUCUAAAAUACUGUUAUUCAUUGGUUGUAUGUAUGAAUUUCAUAGUGUUCGCAGGUUACAAUAAAUCAGACAAUUUUUCAAUUAAAGUUGAAUUAAGAUUGAAAUUAUAGUGUAGUGCACAAGGACCAUUAAUCGUAAGAUAUAGAAUCGAGAACUAUUUAAUGGAUCCGACUAUCGGUUGGUAUCAACCGGAGCAGUUCGGCCCCGCUAAGGAUUUGUGGUUACACAUUUGGGAAGCUGAGAAAGGCCUGGAUAUCUUAACGCUGAAGAACGACUCGUCUUCAAAUGUUAUGGGAGUGAAACUUCAGCAGGACUUUAUAUCUUUGGAUUCUGCUAAUUCUCGUACAGGGGACCGAAUGCAACUUAAUACUUGUAACAGCUAUUAUAAUCCGUCACGUAGGAAAGGUGAUAAUCGUGCUAGUACUUACGGCAUGAACUACAAUUACGAUGCCUUAGUCGGCGAAUACGGCGGUUGCCCGUGGAGGGUACCCAAUAAACAUUAUUCAAAAGGGGUUAUCGGAUUACAUGAAGAGAUUGAAGAUUUUUUUUCUUACAUGUGUCCCUCUAAUGAGGAGCACAACUUACGAAUGCGUGUUGUCAAAAGGAUAGAACAAGUAAUACAUGAUCUGUGGCCAGAUUCUAAGGUUGAAGUAUUUGGCAGCUUUCGCACUGGUUUAUAUUUACCUACAAGUGAUAUAGAUUUAGUAGUAAUAGGAAUGUGGACAAAUCUUCCAUUGCGUACUCUGGAACGUGCUUUAUUGGAUCAAAAUAUUGCUGAACCUUCCUCUAUUAAAGUUCUGGAUAAAGCUAGUGUUCCGAUUGUUAAGUUAACUGAUAAAGAAACUGAAAUUAAAGUAGAUAUCAGUUUUAACAUGAGUAAUGGGGUUAAGUCUGCAGAAUUGAUAAAUUCUUUUAAAAAACGAUAUCCAGUAUUGGAGAAACUAGUUAUGGUAUUAAAGCAAUUCUUGUUGCAAAGAGACCUGAAUGAAGUGUUUACUGGUGGAAUCUCCUCCUACAGUUUAAUAUUAAUGACUAUCAGUUUUUUACAGUUACAUCCCAGGCAAAAUGCUUAUUGCUCAAAUGCUAAUCUUGGGGUGCUAUUAAUAGAAUUUUUGGAAUUAUAUGGUAGGAAAUUUAAUUAUGUUAAAACAGGAAUUCGAGUAAAAGAUGGUGGUACUUACAUAUCAAAAGAAGAGGUUCAACGAGAUAUGAUUGAUGGUCAUCGACCUUCUUUAUUAUGCAUAGAAGAUCCGCUUACACCUGGAAAUGAUAUAGGUCGUAGCAGUUACGGUGCUCUGUAUGUAAAAGAUGCGUUUGAUUGGGCUUAUUAUGUUCUAUCACAGGCUGUCAGCCCUUUAAAUAUUUUAGUUAAUGAUGCAAAUAAAGUAAGUAUAUUAGGAAGAAUAAUUCGCGUGACAGAUGAAGUAAUAGAAUACCGCAAAUGGAUCAAAGAAACAUUCCCACUACCUUUGAGCGAGGUAGAUUCAUUGUCAAGUUCAACUGGAUCAGAUGCAUCAACACUGUCUGCUCCAGCUAGCGAUACGGAUUCCGAAUGUAGCCGUGGAAAUUCUCCUAAUACUGGGGGAAAAGGAGAAGAUAGGAAUAAGGAAAGAAAUGUAUAUAAUAAUCAACAUACUCAUCAUUCACAGUGGAAAAAGCCAUUCAAAGGAACUGCUCAUGGCAAUCAUCAUCACAGUUCUAGAGGAAAUUAUCAUCAUCGUGGAAUAAAUAACAACAUAAGUGGACAGAGUAAGGCAAAACAUUCUCUUCAUAGUAAUGGAAGUAAUAAUAAUAGCCACAGUCCAAGUUCAAGGUCACAAACCGUUAAACGAAAAAAACAGUGCAUUACACCUCGUGGUACAGGAGAUUGUGUGCGGUGAUGAAACGUGCAAAAUAAUGUUGGACUUUGUUUGUCACUUAAGUAGAGAGCUCAAUAUCAUAAUCGUGUGGUGAAAAAACACUGGAUUAACUUUCAUCACACAACUAAACUAUCCUUUCCAUUUUAGUGUACAGAGGGGCUCAGUGUCUAUAACGAUGUGGAGUUGAUAAAACUCUAUGUCCCUUUUUUCUUAUAUGAACAAGAAAGUGGCCCCAGUGUAAUUAAGUUCUCCAUUUCACCAGAAACAUUUUAUUCUGUACGAGAAUUUAAAUACCAAAGACGUACAGAAUUGUAAUAUAGAUUGAUUUAGUUUUACUUUCAUUUCGUAUUCCUGCACAUAUUACAAGUAACACUGAGAAAAUAAUGUAAUAUUUUACUAAUUAUGGUUUACAAGGUUAUAAGCUUAUUGCAAUUUUUAAAUAGCAAUUGUGUUCAUAAUCACGAUAAAAUCAUUGUAAUACAUUUAUAUGAUAUGAAUGAUAUAUACAAAAAUUAUUUACAGUACAGUUUUCUUAAAGAUUUCAUGAAGCCAUAAAACAAGCUCUAACAAUGAUGAUAAAGACUUAGUUUUCUAUAUGGAAUUAUAUUCUUAUAACAAAGGGGUGGCAGACAAAUUGGUGAUAUUGGAACUUACCUAUUGUAAAUAUUGUAAUAUAUAUUAUCAAACAUAGAAACAUAAGUUUAAGAGUUACCUACUAAAUCUUUUUUUUUUUUUUCUAUUUUGUUAUAAUAAUUUUAUCAUUUGAAAUUCACGUCUAUGUCUAUGUGAGAAUUAUCUAUUUUUUCUGUAAUAUGUAAGUCCAAUAUUGUUGUGAAAAUGUUUUGGUAUAUUUUUCGGAUUUUAAUAAAGCUAUAAGUUCGUGUGCUGAUGAUCAAGAAAUUUUAAAUAAAAAUAUUUUUGAAAAUACUAACUCAUCGAUAAAAAAUGAUAUAAUACAUUUUAGAUUUUUACAUCGUGUUCUUUCAAGUUGUAAUUGUGCGUAAUACUUUACUUUUUAUACAGAAUUGCUGAUUUCGUAACACUAGUUUGUAAUUUUUAGUCUCCCCUGAACAAUAAUACAUUAUUUUUAUAUUACGAAAACUAAUAGUAAGCAUAUACAUCAUGAUAGAACGUCACAUGAAUUCAAUGCACGAAUCAGAUAUUGCAUUUAAACGUAUUCUGUAUUAAAUAUUUAAAAAACUGAGCAACAUUUCAAAAAUUUUGUAUAUGACAAUACGCAGAAGGCCUUUAUAUUAUUGAAGACUCUUGAUAUUUGUAAAAUUUAUCUUAUAUUUAAUUUAUUAUUAAAAAAUUACAUUCCGUUUUUUCAAUGUAAAUUUUUAUUUCUAAAAUUAACUACAGAAACGACUGCGUUUAUUAUAGCAAGCGUUUACUGAUUAAGAAUAUUUAUCUAGAUUGCAUUUUGUGUUAAUACAGGUUGUAAUAUAGUUCAAACGGUGUCUUCUAUUAAAUUCGAAUGAAACAGUAAAAAA
This is a messenger RNA of Osmia lignaria (orchard mason bee), 3353 nucleotides long. RefSeq names its product terminal nucleotidyltransferase 4B. NCBI's taxonomy places the organism in Eukaryota, Metazoa, Arthropoda, Insecta, Hymenoptera, Megachilidae. Gene Ontology annotation, molecular function: poly(A) RNA polymerase activity; mRNA binding. Gene Ontology annotation, cellular component: TRAMP complex; nucleolus. The record is from RefSeq and is a predicted model, not a curated record. Gene Ontology annotation, biological process: polyadenylation-dependent ncRNA catabolic process; RNA 3'-end processing.